CAGCAGCAGCCCCUUUGUGUCUGCCUUUCCUUACACAUCCCAUGAUUCCCUCCUCCCUGUAGUAAGUCUAUGCCUGGCCCUCUCUCUCUCUCCCAGUGCCCUGCCUCCUCCUCCCCCGCAUGUCUGCUCGUACAGUCUGGCUCUCCCCCCUUCCUACAGGCUGAGUGGCGCAGCCCCGAGUCUCCCCCUUUCUCUCCUCCGAGUGUCCGGUGCCCCCCGCUCCUCACUCCCUACUCCCAGUUAGUGCCGGGCUGUUGCUGCUACUGGCGGUCCCUACUCUGCUGCUGUCGGAGCCUCGGGGGUAGAAGCGCGCCCAGCGGCGGCGACUGUGAGUAGGAGCAGACGCGGCAGAUUUCUGUUUAAAAAGAGAAACUUUACGAAUAGAAACUGGCCAAAUUCAAUAGGAGGAAGCCGCUGCCGCUGGUCAAUCCUCCACUGAGGACUUACAUUGACAUAUCGGGAGCUUACAAAAAGAUCAUUGUUCAGCCUUCAAUUAUGAAGCAAUUGAAAAGAAAGAGAAAAAGCAAUUUUAGUGUUCAAGAAACGCAAACGUUGCUGAAGGAAAUUAAGAAACGGAGAGAUAUAAUUUUCUCAAAGCAACUGAACACGACCAUUAACGAGAUGAAGCGCAAAGCGUGGGAAGAAAUCGCUGAGUGUGUGAACGCCCUUGGAGAAGGGGAGCAAAGAACAGGAACAGAAGUAAAAAGAAGGUACCUGGACUGGAGAGCCCUAGUGAAAAGAAAGCGUCUCAACGCAGACCUCAAACUAGGAGGUUCUACCUUUCACUUGCCCUUGUCAGAUUUAGAUGACUCGAUAAAUGAUGAUACCGAUGACAAACCGAGCGUGUUAACAAGUGAAUCGAGCUUGGAGUGGAAAAAUGUGACCGAUGUGCGAGAAGCAAGUGAAUCCAUGAAUGAAAUUAAAGAAGAAGAAGAAGAAGACCCACAGAGUUUUGAGGUUGUAGAAUCUAUGACACCAACGCAGAAGUACCAACAUGCCAGCAACGUAGAUUCUACAUAUCUGGGUUAUAUUGAGGGUCCGAGUUGGAAGAAACGAGUGUCUCAUCCCUGCCUGGGGAUUCAACUCAAUGCCCGGCAAAAUAGAAUUCUGUAUAACAAGACCCCUAGUGACGAACAGUUUGAGAUUGAAGAAGAAGAAGAAGAAGAUGAAAUGUUAUCUACCGUUCUUCCUGACUCCAGAGAAGAGAAUGAACUUCCUGAAGAAUUUCCUAGAAUUGAGGAGUUCGGCACCUUGAGCUCCAUAGCACGAAUACCUUACAAAGAUUCCCAUCUGCUCGUAACCUUAGAGAAGCAGAAACUGGAGCUAGAGCGGCAGCGUUUAAGUAUCGAAGCAGAGCGUCUUCAAGUAGAAAAAGAGAGACUGCAAAUUGAAAGAGAAAGGUUACGGCACUUAGAUAUGGAACACGAAAGGCUGCAGCUGGAAAAAGAGAGACUGCAAAUCGAAAGAGAAAAACUGCGACUCCAGGUUAUGCAUGUGGAGAAACCAAAUCUAGAGAAUGAUUUUGCUCAGCCGGAAAAGACUGUUUUGCAACCACUGGACAUAGAAGCAGAAAAAUUAAAGCUGGAACGGGAGCAUUUGCAGUUGGAGAAAGAGAGGCUGCAACUUCUGAAAUUCGAAUUUGAGAAGCUUCACAUAGAAAAGGAGCGCUUGCAGGUAGAGAAAGAACGUCUUCGAAUUCAAAGAGAGGGUCAUCUGCAGUAAAGUAGACACACAGCUAUAUAAUGUUUAGCUUUCUAGUGAAACAGCUUUAGCUUUGUGUCUGUUCCUCUGUCUGUAGAUCUUGCUCUUCUACUGACCAGCAGGACCACCCUCUGGUGUGUUCCUUGUCUGUUCUCAGCAGAAGGCUUGACAACAUUCAGCCAAAUGGUGAUUCUGAAUUCUUCAAUGUGCCUGCAUUAAUUAGCGGUUUGUGAGACUGUUAGAAUUUAGACUGUUUUGCAUCCCACACAGGUAUUUUUAGUGCUAGAGGAACCAAUGUUUUAAGAAAGACUUUGUAACGGCCCUGUGUAGGGCCUUGCUUCUCUGUAUCAGUGUUCCAUCUGUUUUAACUUGAACUCAUUUUUGUAGGACUCCCUUCACUUGGCCUUCACUCACUGCACAGCGAGCUGCGUAGCUUGUGACCUACGGGACUCCAAAAUCCAUAGUGAGACAACUUUUGAUGGGAUAAAAGAGAAAACGAGUACGUUAGUGCCAGGUUCUUAAGAACGCUUUCUUCUUACUGUCUUUGCUUUCAAACUGCAUCACUGAACAAAGUGUUGUUAAUCUGUAAAGUAUUUUUAUAUCAAUGUUCAUAUUUCCUUUUUAUGUUUAGUAAAACAUUUUAAAAACGA
Messenger RNA from Xenopus laevis (African clawed frog), 2351 nucleotides. RefSeq names its product Myb/SANT DNA binding domain containing 4 with coiled-coils S homeolog (gene msantd4.S). The record is from RefSeq and is a predicted model, not a curated record. Bases 496 to 1722 code for a protein of 408 amino acids. The transcript has 5 exons. NCBI's taxonomy places the organism in Eukaryota, Metazoa, Chordata, Amphibia, Anura, Pipidae.